UACGGACACGCCCAUACACACACACACACACACACACACACACUCAUAGCCACACCUGCACACACACACACACUGACACCUGGUUUUAGCAGCGUGGCGGGCAGUGAGGCCGAGCGUGAUGGCUCAGAGGAGCGGAGGCGUGUGCCUUUGACCCACAGAGCUCUGGUGAGUGUGGGGGUGCUGCUGGUGGCUCUUGGCGUUGUCCUCAUGAUGUUUGCUGGUGCAUUCGGGUCAGCCCUCUCUGUCCUCGGCUUCGGGGUUCUCAUCUACUCGUUCUGCAGAGUCAUGAAGAACAGCAACCACAACAUGACCAUCCCGGGUCACUUCCUGCUGCACUCGCGCACCGGCACCCAGUACACGUAUGAGCAAGCCAUCGCUUUGCAGAGGAGGCUGGACAGAAUCCGCAGGGCUUCAGCGGAAGAGCGGCGUUCGACCCAGAGCCCCCCUCCGGUACUCACCAGUCUCCACAGCCUACCUGGAACUCCACCUCCCUGGGACAUGGAGCCUCCACCAUCCUAUGAAACGGCCAUGAAGACCAGCACACUCCCCCAACCGACCAUGAUCAUGACUCAGCCCUCCUGACCACAUGAGAACAAUGAUAACUAAUUACGUGCUGAUGAGAGCUAAGUGCUAAGUCCCAGGCUGUAUGUUGUCAGUGCUGUGAAUCACUCAGGCAGUUUGAAAACCAUAAGUGACCAUUACGAGGACAUGCGAUUAGAUCCACUAAGUAGCACAUGCAUUGCUUUAUCGUGGCUUAACGAUAAUCAUAUGACUUUUUAUGACCUAUUAAUUCCAAGCAACAUGCAACUUAAAUCGCCUACACACCAGUGCCCCUGCCAAUGGAAAUCCCCAGCCCAGUAAAUUGUUCAGACACUGAGUCAGUCUUAAGUUGCCCAAAUUAGUAUUUGUUUUUUAUUUUUUUAACAGAUGCCUGGAAGGUUUAGAGUCGUUGAUGAAGCUUUGCUAAAAGGGAGACAGAAAUCAAAUGUAUGGCUGAAGAGCUGUUUUUGAUUAUUAUUGAACUUUCAGGGUGUUCUUUUGUUUUGCUUUUGGGAAAAAAAGAGGAAAUACAGAUUUUCAGAUAUUUAACUCCAAGAGAAAAAUAUUUUCUUAUUUACUUUUUUAAUGAUUGAGAGAUUUAGCUUUUUUUUUUUUUUGGUAAUUUCUUUUUUGCAGUGGUGGAUCAAGUGGGAGGAAAAAGAAAAUCUCAGGGAAAAAAAAAAGAAAAAAGUUAGGCCAUCUGGGGGGAAGGCGUUUUUAGAAUGCUGGAGCAAAGAGUUUCCUUAUGAGAAAAACUUGUAACUAUCCAAAGAACACUUUACAAAAGCAUUUUCGUUUCUGGACAUGAAUUUCCAAGAAAAAGACUGUAGAUGUGUUUGUAGAAUCACAUAUUAACUGUCAUUAGUAACAGAUUGAACAUAAAUCACUUUAGAAUAGUUUCUUUAUUGCUUGAGAUUGACAGGGAAGGGAGAAAGUUUCUAAUUUUAUAAGUACCAUUUCUAAUUGAUCCUGACAAUCCCUGAUCUGGAGUUAGAAAAUUGUGUUUCAGAUUCAAAAAGGGCCAGAUAUUACAAACAGGAUGCAUAACAACGAUAAUGAAAAAAUAAUGCAAUUUUCCUGCUCAGUAUUGCCAUUGCCAAAAACUGUGCUGUAAUAUUGCGACUAGGAAUGUGUGAAGAAAUUCUUCACCCGACCUCCAGGGUGUUUUACCAUCUAUAGACCUUUGUAGAUACCUUCAUGACAAUCCUGUAUUAAUGGCACUACAAUACCACAGUGCAAACAGGCCCUGAAAGAAAACAGAUUUUUGGCUAAGCCAAUAGACAGACUUGAUUGUAUAAGAAAUUGUGUGUGUGUGUGUGUGUGUGUGUGUGUGUGUGUGUGUGUGUGUGUGGUGCUUGUGUUGCUUUGCUAGCAUCCUCACGUUAUAACUGUGUUUAUCCUGACAGUGCCAAUAUUACAAAACAAUGUAAGUUCUCUGUAGUGCCUUGGACCACUGAUCAGUUUACCGGCUCAUAAACUUUUAACGUUUUUGGACCAGCUCGGACCAGUUCUUUAAAAGGAGGUCACUCCUGAUUUUAUAAUUUUGACACAAGUUUGUGUAGAAACAUGUUCGAAAAGAACUGCACUGCCCUUUAUGAAUGAAAACCACUUCCAUGACGUCCCUUUUUAUUCGCACUAUUUACUAUACAGGCUGAAGUGCAACAGGCGUUUUACAUGAAUUAUACUGUAUGUUUGUGUUGUGUUUGUGCUUAACUUUUGUAUAAACUUUAUGUUUAAUGUCAAAUAAAAUGAUUCAUUUCAUUUGCAA
This is a messenger RNA of Silurus meridionalis, 2308 nucleotides long. RefSeq lists its product as uncharacterized. The record is from RefSeq and is a predicted model, not a curated record. The transcript has 2 exons. NCBI's taxonomy places the organism in Eukaryota, Metazoa, Chordata, Actinopteri, Siluriformes, Siluridae. The annotation marks the transcript as partial.